This is a messenger RNA of Spodoptera exigua (beet armyworm), 2960 nucleotides long. The record is from the annotation of a GenBank genome assembly. Lineage: Eukaryota; Metazoa; Arthropoda; Insecta; Lepidoptera; Noctuidae.
AUGGUUUCUCUUAAAUUUCCUCCUAAAAAUCGUCUGGAAGAAACCACCUUGUCCAUUGUACACUUAGUUAAGCUUUACGUGUGGGAGAGCCAUGCUUCGGCACGAAUGGGUCGGCUCGACCGGAGUGAUACCACGGAAAACCGGCGUGAAACAACCACAGCGUUGUGUUUCGCCGUUAGCGACCUGUCCGGCUUCGCAUGGAUGCAAUCAUCAUCAGCCUAUAAGUGUCCACUGCUGAGCAAAGGCCUCUUCUCACACGGAGAAGUUUAUAGAAAUUUAAACGCCACUUGCAAGCGGUUGGCAAAAAUACCUCCAAGUAGGGCUCCAGACCCGAACGUAUGGCGCGAAGCGUUCCGGGCACGCCUCAAAGAGCCCAGCAGUUCAGCCGGGGUUCCGGGGCAAGCUCAAAAGGUACCGAGACCUCGUUCUGAAGCUCGAUCGAAACUGCCAAAGAAACGGCGCAGAGUGUUGCCAGUCGAGCAGCCAAGAAGAAAACGCGAUGUCAGCGCCUCCAAUCGUCGUGUUAAUGCUGUAAAACACCCCGUAGUACUAAAGGAUUUGCCUCCGGGAGGCAAUAAGUUUGUGGAGAGUCCAGUAAUCAACACGCAGUCUGGAGCAAUCUCGCUAGCGUCUCUUCAACCGCCUCUAAUGACCGCCCCGCCCCUGCAACCAAGACCUGCAACCACCGGCUCCUUAGACCUCAUGCUGCCAUUACAACCUAAGUUGCUGCCAGGCUUCAACCUACAAUCUUCAUUCCUUUCAAACACCCUCUCCACAGUUCGACCACCAGACAUUGACAAGAAAGAUGACUUUUACAAACCAAGUAUUGAAGUUAUUGUAGAAAAAAGAGAAAUAGAAGACAGUGAUACUGUCGAAGAUUCAAAUAAACUAGACCAAAUAAAUAGUUACAGUGAAUGUAGCAAUCAUAAUGUAUCUGAUAUAGUUGAUAAUGAUAAUGUGAUGAAAGAUGAAAUAAAUUCUAAUUUAAUAGACACUAAUAGUACUGUGACUUCAAAUGAUAAUGAUGAUAGUCCAAAUAACAAUUCUUAUUAAAUGUUAAUUGUAAAUGUUUCUAGCUGUGAAACCCCAAUAGAUAACGAUGUCUCCCAUUAGAUUUUAUGAAAUCUGUAAAAUAAUGAAAUCUCUUUUCUUAGAUUUUUCUAGUCAAAAUAUUUGUGUCAAAUCAAGAAAUAUUUAGGAUAAGGUCACUUUAUGAAAUGAUAUCCUUUUUAUUUAUUUUCAAUUGGAAUGUAAGGUGCUAUGUGGAUGAAAAUUUUAAAAAGUUAGAAGAAGAUAAUCUCGUUAUUUAAAGUUCUUGAAACAAAUAUUACUUUAAGUCAGUUAGUUUUUUCUGAACCAAUCUGAGUUUUAUAAGCGUGAUUUUAAGUGCCAAGAUUACUUCAGCAAAUAUUUUGUAAUUUUAACACUCUAAAAAAUUAAAAAAUCCUUUGAAAUAUCGUUGUUGUUUUCAUCCAUAGAGCAUAAUUGUACUAUACAAUUGUAAACAAAACGUCAGUUUCGCUAUGAGCGAUAGUCUAAACGACCAAAAAUAGUGGUUUUAGCUCGAGUAUGAAAUAUUUUGUAUAUUUUGUAAAUGGAAGACAUGACAGUGAUUGAAUUCAUGUACAUAGACUUCAAAACUUCUUCCCUCUUUAAAAAUAUUUACAGAAAAAAAAACCGUUUAAAAUGUACCUAUUUUAUAUUUGUCAAUAUUUUUUUACUAUAAAAAUAACACAUUCGUAUAUUCAACAAUCUUAUGAGUAUCCCAUAUUGCAUCGUAAAUGAAUUCAUGUAAUUAUCUCCGUUUUUAAUCAACAUUUCUUAUUUAUUCUCAAUUCAUUAAUGUACUACAAAAUUCAAUUGGUGAUGCCUAUAAAAUGUCCUGCAGUGGACCGAAUCAGGUUGAUGAUGAUGACGAUGAUUACAAAGUGUAAUUAAUAUCCUACACCUCACAUAACAUAUGACAUAAAAUUCAAUUUAGUUUAUUCCUUUAUAUUGCAAAACUUUGACCUUUUUAAAAAUAGAAUAACAAAUUGAGAAAUAUUUUUUUUUAUUUUAUAACGUGUGAAUUCUAUUGUUCUAAAUUUAAACUUUACUUAAUUAUUAUUAUUAAGAAAAAAAUGCAAUUAAAUCUUUUUGUAAAGAAAAAAGCCAAAAGAUGCCAAAAACCUUUUAAAACUCAGGUGUGCCAAACACGAUGUUGUAGAUACUUAGUUGUAAAUUAGUGUGUAAUUAAUGAUGGCUGUUUGAAGUUAUACUAAGAUGUGAUUAGGAAUGUAAACUAAGCGAUAAUUAUGAUGUAUAUUCCUGAUUAGUUGUCAAUAAGGUUCAUUUUUAUUGUGAGCUGGUGUUAUAUGAAUAGAUUCAGUCUCAUCAUUACUUUUUUUCAAAAUGGUUAAGUAAUUUAAUAGCAACUAUUAAAAUUAGGAAAUUGUUAAAAUAUUACAAUUGUUUUUUUAAUAUAAUUUAUUUUAAUUAAAUUUGUGUUCUAGUUCCGAAGCAGAGCCUAAGUUAAUCUAAAUUAUUUUAGGAUAGUUCAAUAAAUUUAUUUUCAUUUUUAUGAUUAUAAUUAUGAAUUUUCGAAUUAAUUAAUAUUUAUUUUUGUAACAAUAUGUGCCAGCUCACAGUGACAAUCUUUUUGUAUAAAAUUCCCUUAACGUUGUUAGUAAUAUACCAAACAUUGUUUAGAACUAGAAUAUUUUUCUAAUGUUAUUGUUUUUUAAAAUCGAUUAUUUAUUUAUUUGUGAUCAGUUUUAUUUUGGCAUUAUAAUAACAUGAAAAAGAACCCUUAAUAUCGAUUUUAAAAUAUGAAAUUGUGAUAUGUAUUAAAAGAAAUAAUACUAAAAUCAAUUUAAUAAAUAUUUUACUUGUGUCAAUUAUUUUACUUUUGUGUAUUUCUGUAAUUUUAAAUAUUUAAAAUGCAAACGAAUUAAUACCAUAUUAUUUCAUCUUGUUUUUAU